AACUCACAAUACAACACACAAAAACAAAAAGCAGAGUUUCAAUAUCACUAAAAAUGGCACCCUCCAUUUACUACUACUUACUUCUUACACUUGCCUUCAUCAUCACUCUCAAACUCUUUCUCCGGGUCCAAUCUAGAAGGUUCAAGAACCUUCCACCAGGGCCGCCAACCCUUCCCUUCCUCGGAAACCUUCACUACCUGAAGCCACCGCUCCACCGCAUCUUCGCUGGCCUCGCCGCCUCCUAUGGCGACAUCAUGUCGCUUUGGUUUGGCAACCGCCUCGUGGUGGUUGUGUCCUCGCCGUCCUUGGCGCAUGAAUGUUUCACCAAGAACGAUGUCGUCUUGGCCAACCGUCCCCGCUUCCUUACCGGAAAGUACAUAUUUUAUAACUACACUACAUUGGGUUCUGCCUCGUAUGGUGAUCACUGGCGCAACCUCCGCCGCAUCACCACCGUCGAUGUCCUCUCCAGCCACCGUCUCAACUCCUUCCUCGAUGUCCGAAAGGACGAGACUAAGAGACUGAUCGAGAAACUAUGGAAGGACACACGUAAUGGUGAGUUCGUGAAGGUUGAACUAAGGUCAAGACUAACAGAAAUGACAUUCAACGGAAUGAUGAGGAUGAUCUCCGGCAAGAGGUACUACGGCGACGAUGUGGAAAUGAGUGACGUGGAGGAGGCGAAGCAAUUCCGAGAAAUCAUAACGGAAAUUCUGUCGUUGCUGGGAGCAAACAACAAAGGCGACUUCAUGCCGUUGGCCAAGUUCUUCGAUUUCGACCACUUGGAGAAGAGGCUCAAGAAUAUCGCCAAGAGAGCCGAUUCCUUCUUGCAAGGCCUCAUCCAAGAGCACCGCGUUGCCGCCGGCAGCAACGCCGACAGCGACACCAUGAUUUUUCAUCUCUUGAAGCUUCAAGAGACACAGCCCGAGUAUUACUCUGAUCUCAUGAUUAAGGGCCUUAUCCAGGCGAUGCUUCUUGCUGGAACAGACACAUCAGCUGUAGCAAUGGAAUGGGUUAUGGCUGAAUUACUAAACCACCCAGAAAUAAUGAAGAAGGUAAAAGAUGAAUUAGACACACAAAUAGGAAAAGACCGUUUAGUAGAAGAACAAGAUUUGUCAAAGCUACCAUACCUUCAAAACGUUAUUUCUGAAUCACUUAGAUUGCACCCUCCAGCACCGUUACUAUUGCCUCAUUCUGCCUCAGAAGAUUGCACCAUUGGAGGAUACAACAUUCCAAAAGAUACCAUAGUUUUGACAAAUGUAUGGCUAAUUCAUAGAGAUCCUAAUAUUUGGGCCGAUGCAGAGAGUUUUAGGCCCGAGAGGUUCGAAAAAGAAGGGGAAGAGAACAAGCUCAUUCCGUUUGGGCUUGGAAGAAGGGCUUGUCCUGGAUUGGGCCUGGCCCAACGAACUUUGGGCCUUACUUUGGGUUUGUUGAUCCAAUGCUUUGAAUGGAAAAGAGUGAGUGAGGAAAAGCUUGACAUGGCUGAAGGCAAAGGGAUUGCAAUGCCAAUGAAAAUUCCAUUCAAAUCUUUGUGCAAAGCACUACCAACUUUCAAGAAUAUUAUGAAUUACUAAUAGGUUCUGUUUACGGAAACAACAAAAAUUAAUCUUUAAUUAGUAAACAAAAGAUUUUUAUAUAUCUCUAAAAUUUAUGUUGGCUGAUUAUAUGGGAUAAUUUUUAUUGUUUCUCUAAAUUUAUGCGUACUCAUAAUUAGUUAUGUUGUAUAUUAUAAAGUAUAUGUGCUAUGAUGAAAUAAACAUGUGUAUUUAUUAAGUGUAGUAAAGUAAGAGAUUCAUAAGGGCAUAAUGUACAGUUGUUGUCAGUUUAGGAGAAAUAAUUUUGGUGAUUAGCUUAUA
This is a messenger RNA of Arachis stenosperma, 1850 nucleotides long. RefSeq names its product isoflavone 3'-hydroxylase-like. The transcript is spliced from 3 exons. The record is from RefSeq and is a predicted model, not a curated record. Gene Ontology annotation, molecular function: monooxygenase activity; oxidoreductase activity, acting on paired donors, with incorporation or reduction of molecular oxygen; heme binding. Lineage: Eukaryota; Viridiplantae; Streptophyta; Magnoliopsida; Fabales; Fabaceae. Bases 54 to 1568 code for a protein of 504 amino acids.